AUCUAGGGUAUUAGUGUCUUUUUACCUAUUAAAUGAAAUAUUUUGGUCAUAUUCCUCCUUGUGGUGUAUUUUUGUGACCAAAACUUGAAAAUGAUCUAUUUAUGAGAAUUACCCAUCAUUUUAUCACUCAUGAAAAAUGACAAAACCACAAAAAAAACUUUUCCCACCAAAAUUACAAAACAAAUUUUUCCGCCAAAAUCACAAAACACAAAUUUCCGCCAAAACCAUAAAAAUACGUUUUUCCGUCAAAACGUGUUUUCCCUCCAAAACUGUAAAAACGUGGUUUCUCGCCAAAACCGCAAAAACGCAUUUUCCUGCCAAAACCACAAAAACGUGUUUUCCCACCAAAACCAUACAAGCGCGUUUUCCCGCCAAAAUCGUAAAUCGCGUUUUCCCGCCAAAAUCAUAAAAGCACGUUUUUUACUAAAAGCGUAAAAACUGUUUCCUGCCAAAACCGCAAAAAUGCAUUUUCUGCCAAACUCAUAAAAAUGCGUUUUUUCUGCCAAAACCGUGAAAUCGUGUUUUUCCGCCAAAACCGAAAAAACAAGUUUCCCGCCAAAACCGAAAAACAAGUUUCCCGCCACAAUCACAAAAACGUGUUUUCUCGUCAAAACCGCAAAAGCUCAUUUUCCCACCAAAACCGUAAAAACGAUUUUAUAACAAACCCGCAAAAAUACGUUUUCCCGCCAAAACCGUAAAAUUAUUUUUUCCCGGCAAAACCACCAAAACAUGUUUUUCCACCAAAAUCGCAAAACGUGGUUUCCCAUCAAAACUGCAAAACACGGUAUCUCGCCAAAACAGUAAAAACGUGUUUUCCCGCCAAAACCGUAAAAAUGCGGUUUCUUGCUAAAAUCUUACCAUUGCUUUCAUCUUUUAAAAUUUUGUUUUAAAAACUUUAAGUACAUGAUGCUCUUACCAUUGCUUUCAUCUUUUAAAUUUUUAGUUUUAUAAAAUUUGUUGCACUUUGAGUUUCUACUUUGACUUGUUUGGAAGUUUAUUCAAAUUUGAGUUUCUAUUUUGAGUUUUAUGAAAAGUUAUAGUAAUAGUUAAAUUUUAACACAAAUUUAAAUAAAAAUAAAUAAAUUUAUAUGAAAUAAAAAUUUAUAAAUGUGAAAUGCUAAUUUUAAAAUAAUUUCAGUGUAAAUAUAUUUUAUACUAAAUAAUAAAAGUUAUUAUAGUUAAAAUCAAUAUCAAACAUAUGAUUAAAUCAAAACAAGAGUAUAUUUGUAAUUUGUUCAUUAAACUCAUCUGGAUGAAAAUAUAAAUAAAGAAACAAACAUAAAAUACAUCAGGAUGAAUCAUCUAGAUGGCUUAUCUAGAUGGAAAAACGAACAUCUCUUAAAAUCUGGUAAUUUGGAUGGAUCACAUAGAUGGAGCAACUGGAUGAAGAUGAUAGAUGGAGAAACGAACAUCCCCCUAUUUGACCAUCACACAACUGCACUUGAGCUAUGCUGUCUACAUUCUAUCUCAGUUCAUGAAAACUCCUUUGGUUGCACAUUGGGAAGCAGCCUUACGUCUGGUAUAAUAUCUCAAGGGCACUCUUCAAGAUGUUUUGUUCCUUCUCAUCCAGGUUCUUUUGCAUUGUGAUAGUCAAGCUAUCAUUAUAGUAAAACUAUCAUUCACAUAGCUGUGAAUUCCAUAUUGCACGGACAAACCAAACACAUAGAACCGACUAUCAUCAUGUUCGUGUUGUUGUUCAAGAUGAGAUUGUGGUCAUAGAACACAUAACCACAAAACACCAAGUUGCUGAUUUAUUUAAUAAAGUUUUCACAAAACUAUUAUUUGAAAUACUUUUGUCCAAGUUAGGUGUUUGAAACUGCAUACCACUUACUUAAGUAGGGAUAUUGGGAUUAAGAUCUUAAUGUACUUUCAAUGAGAUGUAUGUUUUAGAAUUUUGUAUAUAUUAAGAAAACAUAUAAAAUUUGACUAUCAAUAGUAUUUUAAUAAAUACAACUAUGUUUUUUUUUUUAAGUUUACAAUUUACUAUUAAUUAAUACAUUGAAAAUGUAAAAAAAUAUUUUUUUGAAAUAUUUUUUUUUCUAUGGAGGGACUAUGUUAUUUAUAAUAUCUUCGAGAUACAAUUUAGAUAUUAUAUUUCUCGUAUUAGAAAAUACUGCAAUAUAUAUAUAUAUAUAUAUGUAUAUAUAUUAUGUUGUACAUUGAACAUUAUACGCAAAAAAUACACUUGAGAGAAAAGCAGCCAAUAAAGUUUCAAUUAGUUUAGGAGUAAAACAAGUUUUGGCUGAGAAUUAACCACAAACACAAUUAUUAAAAUGAUGAGUCGACAUGUAUUGUUUACUUAUUGACAUCAUUUGUUUUCAAUCCAUACCAAAAGUUCAUAUUGUAAGAAUUUGGAUCAGAUACGGAAUAUUCGUAUUUCUUAACAUGACUACAUGAGAAAGCAAGCACACACCCACACAGAGAAUUCGUUGGUGCGUUUCCAUCCCAUAUAUGGUGCCAGGCUGCCAGCAUAUCCAGAUGAAGAUGAAAAUCUUUCAAGUGCUGUGAUAGUCUUUGUGCCAGAUGUGGUCUUAGGUGUCGGAAUUUCCAAGUCACCCCUCCUACAGCUUUAGUACUUGUAAUAAUUAACCUCAUAUGUUUAUUAAUUUGACCUCGUAUUAUUCAUUUUCUUUUUAAAUGGGAUAGUCCUAAGCCCACAUAUAACGACAACAAAUACGUGUUGUCGAGUAAAAACCUUAAUUUAUCAUUAAGAUUUGUUUUUAGAAAAAAAAAAUAAAAGAAAAAAAUGAAACAAAAGAGGCUUUGAUUUGAAUUGUCGCUUUGUCAGCUUUCACUGAAAACCUUCUUAUAACACAAUAAUGGUUAAUGAUUAUGUAUCACCAAUUUCGUAAUUACUCUUCAAAAUGGGGUAAAUUCAAAACCUAAAAAUUAAAUAUUGUGACGUUAAUAUCAAAAGUGCCAAAAAUGUGGGGACUAGUUUACAAGUUUUUAUAUAAUAAAAAGGAAAAUUGAAAAGAAAAAAAAACAGUUGAGCUUAGGCAAAAAAGCCGUUUCUAUUGCUUCUUUAUUUCUCUUUCUCUGUGUGUGUCCCCCUUCCUUCUCACUGCGUCUCGAUCUUCGUCUUUCUUUUGGGGUUUUUAUUGCUAUAAUUCUUCUUCUAUAUGCAUCGUGUUCGUUUUCUCAAUCGAUUUGACAAAUCGUGAGAAAGAUAGAAGGUGUUGAUUUUUUUGUUUGAUUUUUUAAAUGGAGCAGCUUGUUAACUUCAUCAUUCGACCCCCAAGAGCUGAAUACAAACCGGAACAUGAUCUUUUGGAACAGGAGUUCUUGCUCAAAGGGAGAUGGUACCAGCGGAAAGAUUUAGAGGUGAAAAACAUCAGGGGAGAUGUCCUUAAGUGUAGUCAUUACAUGCCACUUGAGCGUCCCGAAGAUAGGCCUCUACCUUGUGUAAUAUACUGCCAUGGCAACAGUGGAUGUAGAGCUGAUGCCAGUGAAGCUGCCAUCGUAUUACUUCCUUCAAACAUCACCAUUUUCACGCUGGACUUCUCGGGAUCUGGUCUCUCUGGCGGGGACUAUGUCACAUUGGGGUGGAAUGAAAAAGAUGAUCUGAAAGCGGUGGUUGAGUAUUUGCGCACAGAUGGAAAUGUGUCUCUGAUUGGCUUAUGGGGUCGUUCAAUGGGUGCUGUCACAAGCUUGAUGUAUGGAGCUGAGGAUCCCUCUAUCGCAGCGAUGGUUCUAGACAGUCCAUUCUCUGAUUUGGUCGAUUUGAUGAUGGAACUUGUAGAUACAUAUAAGUUCCCAUUACCCAAGUUUACUAUAAAAUUUGCAAUACAAUAUAUGAGGAGAGCUGUUCAGAAGAAAGCCAAGUUUGACAUAACGGAUCUCAACACCAUUAAGGUAGCGAAGUCAUGUUUUGUUCCAGUUUUAUUUGGACAUGCCAUAGACGAUGACUUUAUUGGCCCUCAUCACUCAGAGCGUAUAUAUGAAGCAUACAUAGGAGACAAAAACAUCAUCAAAUUCGAGGGAGACCACAAUUCACCGCGGCCACAAUUCUACUUUGAUUCGAUAAACAUUUUUUUCCAUAACGUUCUUCAACCUCCAGAGGUGGUUGGGACCAGAUUGUUUGACCCCGUGGAUGAUUAUUUUGUCAAGGGCAGUUGUUGGAGUACCAUGCAAGAACUAAGUUCUCAACCAUCCUCCGCACAGAAAAGUAAGUCAUCUGGGUCCAGGUUUUAUAUAACCAUGUGGCAACAUCUUUACUCAUUGGUUUCAGGUUUAGCUGCAGGCAGUAGUACGUCCGGUGCAAUCAAUGACGUCCGAAUGAAAAGACCUAUGAGUCGCACAGAGGUUCCUUCGAACGUCCCAUCUAAUCAAUCAUCUUCAGAAACCAAGGAAAAGGAGAAUUACGAAGUCUCCAGUAGUUCAUCUUCUGAUAUGAUCAGCUUUGAUUUGUCUAAUGGGGAUCCAUAUCCUCCUCAUCUAUCUGUAGCCUUAGAUGAUGAUCAAUAUGUGGAGUUUCAAGUAGAGGAACUAGCAGAUUUUCCAUCUAAUCCAGAUGAAGAAGAGAGGAUGCUGAUGGAAGCGGUGAUGAAAUCGCUCAAGGACGUGGAGGUCGAAACUCAUCAGAAUAAAGAACCUUCCAAGACCACCGAUACAGAGAACACUGUAGAAAAAGAAGGUAAUGCUUCUUCUACUACAGAACCAGAAUCAGCACAUCCUGAGACAUUUUCUGCUUUCGGUCCAACACCAAGUAACCAUGAUGCACCAUUAUCUUCUGAAGCCAAUGCUACAUCGGAUUCUCUGCCAGGACCCGUAAAUGGUAGUCAGGACACAGACGACCUCAUUGACUUGUCAUCACGUACAAAGGCAACAGUGACUGUGGUUGGACGUAGUAGCACAUCAGGAAACGUCUUAGACGGGUUAUUACGCCGGUGGGAUCUCAAUUUCUUCAAAAGUAGAUAAUAUCAUAAAGAUGUGUUUUGGUUUGGGUAAAUUAGAAAGCAAAGCUUAAGUGUUUAAAGGUUUGUCACGUCAAGUUAUCUUCUGAUUAUGAUUUUAUAUGAUUUUUUUUCCAUUUAAUGUUACUUGACAAGAAAAAAAUCCUCUCGUGUAUAAUAUCCAUGUGUAACACAUGUACACGAACCAAAACUCCGCUGCAACAACCUAUCAAGUUUCAAAUUCUUGAGUUUA
Molecule: messenger RNA, 5148 nt
Organism: Brassica rapa (field mustard)
Lineage: Eukaryota; Viridiplantae; Streptophyta; Magnoliopsida; Brassicales; Brassicaceae
Source: RefSeq, a predicted model, not a curated record